Plasmodium knowlesi strain H is the source of this 6081-nucleotide messenger RNA. RefSeq lists its product as uncharacterized. NCBI's taxonomy places the organism in Eukaryota, Apicomplexa, Aconoidasida, Haemosporida, Plasmodiidae. The transcript has a single exon. Gene Ontology annotation, molecular function: protein binding. The record is from RefSeq and is a predicted model, not a curated record. The coding region runs from base 1 to 6081 and encodes 2026 amino acids.
AUGGGCAUGCUGAAAAACACCUUUUCAUCAUUGAGCAUGAAAAAUAGGCAGCAGUCUAGGGGGAAGAAGGAAAAGGGGUACGAUUCCGAUAGUUCCUGCCAGGCUCCGGAAGAUUACUUAAUAGACAGCGCGAAAAUUAACACAAGUGGUGGUGUAUCGGGUGACUCAAAAAGUGGAGAACAAAAUGGCACAAAGUUGGGUGGCAAAUACACCACACUGAAAGGGAAGGCGCAGAACGGACAACAGCUAGCCACACAGAGGAAGAAAAAAAAAAGGAAAGGAAAGUUAAAGCGAAUAAUACGCAAUACGAUGCGUCUAUUCAAGUCACCAAAUUUAGGGAGAUUAAUAUUUAAAGAAAGACAAAUAAUAGAUCCUCAAAAUAUAUUGAACGUUAAGUUCGUCCUAAAUAAGCCAACCCAUAAUCUCCCCCCGAAUGUGGUAACACAGAAGAAGAGCAUUCAAGUGAGCAAAAGUGCAGAAAGUAAAAAAGAGAUUGUCACUAAAAUUACCAAAAUAAUUCCGUUGAAGAAACCUAUCCAAUUUGUAAUGGAUAAGCCUGUAAGUAAAAAAAUUGAAUUGAAGGAAAAGACCACCCAGGAUAAAUUGCCAAAAAGUGUAUCGCCUGUUCCAUGUAAUGAGCCAUUCGAAAAUUGCUACAAGGUACGAAUAAAUAAAUGCCAAGUUCCUCGGUUGCAGGAAUUAUUUGGGCAAAUGAGAAAAGGGAGUGACUUCACAGAUAUGGAUGAAGGAACAGCAGUCGACAAGGGGGAUAUACCCGUCGGCAGGUACAAUAUGUUGGAAGAUAGCACCCACAAUAGUAGCGGUGGAAUAAAUUGUAGCGACGAAAGUGGUGAAAGCAGCCAAAGUGAUGAAAUCGGUGAAAACUGUAAACUCCGUGAUAAGAGUGCUUCAUUAGGGGAAGAACAUAAGGAGAACACACCCCUAGGAGACAAAACCAACAUAUUUAAUGACCUACUACAAAGUGUAAAGCCUUGUAGAAGCUACAACAUGGAUGUGAGCCACCCAUUAUACAACUUCUUGUGCAAAAGUGAAGACUCCUUCUUAAGUUCCAACUGGCACGAUCGAAUCAAUUACGCAUUCCGAAACAUAUGGGCCUUAAAGGAGUAUAUGCAGGAUGACAAAAGUGAGGGCGAAAGAGAAAAGGAGUUUUAUAAUGAGCUAGAAUUAUUUCAUAUGUCCAGCAAAAUAGGGGCCUGUGGAUUAAUAUACUCUCUAUUUUUUAGCAAGAACAAAUCGGAGAAUAAUUCAAUAAACUAUUUUAAAAAAUGCUUUGUCCAACUUUCCAAGGAGAACUAUCCUCACAUUUACAAAAUAUACAAACCCAAAUUUGAUGAUGAUUUAGUUUUCCUAUUUGACAGUCUCGUGUUCACAGUAAUUUUGGGAAGUAAAAGAAAUGGCAUAAAUUAUAAUAUGGCUAGAAAAAUAUACAGCAAUGAUAUUAAGGGGAAGAAGGUGCUAUGUGAUUGUAUAUUUAGUCUGAAAAACAGUUCAAAGUUUUCCUUGCCUGUGGCUAGCCAAAUUGAUUUCAUGGGCAUGCGCGUCAUUUCGGAACCUCUAAUGCCUUUAACUGAGGCCCAUCCCCCUGUAGACGUUAUUAAGGAUAUAUUUAGAGGCUUUGCAUUUAACAAUUACAUGAGUGAUGGUAUUAGCAGCGACGAUGUCAAUACGAAUGAUCAUCUCCUCAGUGAUAAGCAGACAAUGAAAAAGAAGCCUCAAAAUAAAUGUAUGAAUUUACACAACGAGGAAAAAUACCUAAAGAAGAAAAAGGAAAAAGUGUUCUAUGAAAGAAUACUAUUGGAGAUGGAAAACUAUGACCACGAGUUGUACCAACAGAUAAGGCAAAUGAGCGAUUCUAUGAAUUACCACAGUUGCAUUUUCCCCUUUGGAUUCUCCAAUUAUUACAAAUGUAAAAUAUUUAAAAAGAGAAAUAAUGUAAAAAUCUUCAAAUCGAUAAUUGACAAUCUGUUCGUUGUAAGGGGGACAGAAGAGGUACUCCCCCCAUAUAUUGACAAGUCAACGGAAGGAAAUUUUACCAAAAGGAUAAGAUAUGAGUUUAUAAAAAAUUAUUAUGAACACUCAUUAUGUAAUACUACCUUAUCUAUAGACAUUAAAAAUUAUAAAUUUAAAAAGUAUAAAAAUAACGUCGAUCUUUUGAAAGACGCUAGUAGGGAAUGCCUCCACAACAUUGAUAAUUAUAUUUUACCCAAGGUUGUAAAUAUCAUCUCAAAUUUUAGCGACAGUUUUGACAUCACGAAUGUUUAUCAUUCCCACGGGGUUAACAUGCAUCACCUCGGAUAUGUACUACGCACUGAUGGGGAUACAACACACCCUGAGUUCCUCUCAGAGAUUAUCUGCAGAGAAAUUAUUUGCCGCACGUUAAAGUCUAUAUAUUAUGAGCACAUACAUUCCUUUCUGUUAGGAGCACUAGGAAAAGAAAAAAAUGGUACCAGCGGGAACUGUAAAAGGGAGAAUCAACCCUGUUCUGAUGAGAAUCCUUACCCUAUGCCCCAUUUCAUUUAUGAGGAGAAUGUCCACCAUUGUGACGACCCCAGUGGUAGCAGCAGGCGGAGGAGAAACGACCAAUGGGACGAGGGGGCACUCGAAGAAUGCAACAAAUUUAUCUGCUUCUGUGAAAAGUGUUCCACAGAGUGGGAUUAUUUUCCGGAGUAUGUGCCGCAUAAAUUUCUAAUUCGCUUGGUAAACUUAACCCUAAAUAUUAGGACAUUCGAUUCACUGCAGUUCUGGCACCAGGUGCUACUACCAGAGUGUAUGAGGAAAUUUAAAAUCAACCUAAACGAUCAUGUUAAUAUUAAAGAGAUUGAAAUUUAUGGACUACUCAUAUGUAUGGAGUACCACUUGGGCGUCUACUUUAACAAGGAGUGUAAGAGGAAUUAUAAAGUGAGACUGCCGCUAACCUUGGAGGAUAUGUCUUCCUUUGAUUCGAAGAAAGAGAGCGUUCUGUUUCCGAAUGUUGCACACCUGAGGGAGGUCUGCGAGUGGGCGGGAAGAUCGGAGAUCGGAGAAACGAUUGAAGGAUCAAGAGAAGCAGUUAGUGAAAUAUCGGGCGAUCACGGUGAUGACGAAGCGAACGCUUCAAAUACCCAUGGGUAUAUUCGCGAAACGGUCAGAAGUGACACCCGUGCUAGGAGGCGGGGGCACGCUUACAAGUCCCUCUAUAAGGGUGUCACGACAGUUGCACAGAGGAGUUACUGUAGUUCAGAGCGUAGUUUAAGUGGAGGAUCGGAAAACCGACAUACUUUGGAGAAAAAUGUAAUCAGAAGGCAUCACGAUGAUAGUUCUACUUCCUCCAGCAAUGGUAAUAGCAAUGUUAGUAGCAAUGUUAGUAGCAAUGCUAGUAGCAAUGCUAGACACCAAAACGUGUACUCCUUGGUUGACAAGAUACGCAAAAAAAAAUUGUUAUCCUUACGGAGAGGUAGCCGUGCGGCAGAAAAACAUAAAAGGGAUUUUACACCUAGCACCAGCGUGAGUAGUCGCGUAAGGGAGAACAUCCCAAGCAGUAUGAAUUUGUGCAAUAAAUUUCAAAGGAGUAACAUUGCUCUGUUCUAUCCCAAGACAAAAGGAUCCUUCCCAAAGUAUGCCACGUGGAGUUUCAAAACGGUGGAAAAGCUAAUAUCACCAAAUUUUAUUAUGCAGGAAAAAUUUAAGGUAAAAAAUAUGCUAAAGGAAAACGUUGUGAACAUAAUACACCCGAAAAAUAGCGACUUUUUACAGAUGAGCAAUAUAUGCACAGUUGGCUCAUGCAACAAGAUCAAGAGUUUUAUCCAUGAGUAUAAUAUUCCUUGCCACCCCUACUGUAUACUGAAUGAAAAAAUGAAAUGCAUAAAUUAUGUUAGGGCUAAGAAGUGCAUUUAUCUCCUGCUAAAUGUUAGCCUGGAUAAAAACAUUUUCGAGUUAUCCAAACAGUUUUUGUUUCUGGCUUAUCUGCAUUUCGAGCAUGGCUAUGUGAAGAAGUGUCUAGAUGUCUGCUACUACAUUUAUGGGGUUAUUCCGAACAUAGGGACAAUAAGGAGGGAUAUACUCAUCCUAAUCCUUCAGUGCAAAGUGAAGGAGGGGAAUAUAGAUGAUGCGCUCAUAAUUUACAAGCUCAUCGUCAUUUUUAACAAAUUUUAUGAAGGACAUGGUAACAGCGUGCACACGCUUAUUUGCAAUGUUCUAUUGGCUAGCUACUACUAUGAUAGGGCAAACGAGCGCAGAGGAAAAUGUACCAGUGGGAGGGGCAUCUGUGACAAAGGGCGGGAAAAUUACCUCAGUAACAUUCCCAAUGCAGACCGCAGAAAUCACAACCAGGGUGAUUAUCAAAUGGAGGUAUUUACGACAGAUGAAGAUUGUGGAAAGAACAAGGUGUUGCUAGACCAAGUGGACCAUUUCGAGUUAAAGAAAAGGUAUUUACUAAAGGCUUUGCACUACGCAGAAGAAAGUUACGGAGCCAUUUCGACAACGUUAUGUGAUAUUUCUACACAUUACGUGUGCAUAUUUGCGCUGAUGCUACAAGGAAAUAUUCUAAUGGGACUGCACAAAUUCCAGAGCGCGAUAAAGUACUACAAUAUAUCACUUCAGAAUUGUGAACGAGCCAAAGUGCCCAAUUUUGUUACAUUACAAAAUAAAUGCCUGCUAGCAGAGUCUUUAAAAAAUAAUGGCAAUUAUGAUAAAGCCAUCGAAAUAUCAGAAGAGUGCCUAAAGGCAUUAAGUAGCUGCACACAGUCUUCACGCAGUCUAACGCUGUACGUACUUUUUCGGCUAGCUGAAAUGAAACAGUACAUAGGGUGUAGAGAUUUAGUUUAUCCAAAUAUCUUCCUAGAUAACAUUCCCAAUGCUCACAUAAAAAAAAAAAUUACCACUUCAGAUUUUGUGAUUUUUGAAAAAAACUACUUAAAUGAAAAGAAUAAAAAGUAUAGAAAGGAGGCAAUUGACUUGUACAUAAAAUUAUACUAUAGGUUAAAAACGCAGAAGAACUACAACCUCGUUUUUGCUAAAGACAUUUUCGGGUGCUACUACACAAAGGAUGAUUUGUUAUCUCAGAAGAAUGUGAAAACAGACAUGCACCAAGAUUAUAUGGAAAAAAUAUUCCUAGUGAUAAGGGAGAUCCUAAAAAUAAAAGUAAUUUCCUUAAGCAUGAAGAAGCAGGUCAUGUUAGCUUCCAAACUGUUAUGCAUCGUGCUAACGAAAAAUUCUUCCCCUUUUGUAAGAGAAUUGACUUUGCUAAAAAGAGGGGCAAAAAAGAAUGUGUACGAAAAGAACCUAUCAUAUGAUAAGUUUCACUCUGAUGAAUGUAGCCCCACAAUGGUACAGCCCAGUGUAACCAAAAGGAAAGACCAUAUGAGUAGGACGCCAUACAAGCAUAACAAUGAUCAAGUGUAUAUAACAGACCUGCUUAGUGAUAUUCACACAAAUGGUCAGGAAAUAUAUGCCAGAAAAACAUUACCCUUCCAACUGGGUGAUUUCCACCAAAGUAGGCAAAGCAAUUUCUUCCACAGAAGUUGUUACACACAUGAAUAUGACUACAUAUCUAUCGAGAAGCUACUCUUCGAUGAAACCUAUUUUGUCAUAGAAGACAUAUGCAAAUGGUGCUAUACAAAAUGUGACUCGUUCAAUAGUAAGCAAAAGGUUGCAACAGAAACCAAUUUGAGCCACUUGCUAAACCCUAGCAUAUGGUUUGACCUACUUUUUUUUUCCGUGAUGAAAGGUACUUGUAGUUAUACCGAACUGCUCAUCCUCAUCGACUUGGUUAAAUUUUUUUUAACGCCUUUGCAAAAACAGCUAGUUUUAUUUCGUGUCAAAUCCUUAAGCAAUAUUAGAGGAGAUGAGCAGUACUCGGAGUAUAUGGAGCAUUUGCUAAAUAAUGAGGGGAAGGAAAUUUUGCGUAUUAUGAAUAUACUGGAUAGGGAAAAAAAUUCAGGCAAUUUGUGUGUAGAUGAACACCCCGAACUUUGUAACUUGCACAAAAAGGAUGUGGUAAAAAAUGUUGAUUAUUUGUCUAACAUUAUUGUCACCAACCCCUGGCUCAUGUCCACUUCCAAUAUAUUUGACAACGCAAGGUGA